This is a messenger RNA of Parastagonospora nodorum SN15, 1704 nucleotides long. RefSeq lists its product as hypothetical. Lineage: Eukaryota; Fungi; Ascomycota; Dothideomycetes; Pleosporales; Phaeosphaeriaceae. The record is from RefSeq and is a predicted model, not a curated record. Gene Ontology annotation, molecular function: protein binding. The transcript has 3 exons. The coding region runs from base 1 to 1647 and encodes 548 amino acids.
AUGCAGGGAUCUCGCGUCCAGCCCCACGGCCGCAACGUGCCGCCGUCAAACCUCCCCGCCUGGACAGCUGACAUAAACCUGCUGAACCCAAAUGUCCACCACUGCGAUUUUGUGUACACACACACCAUGGGCGAGAUCGCGCCCACCGACAGGGAGUCGGAAGAGAAGGCUGCGGCGACCAUCCAGCGCAAUUAUCGCGGCUAUAGGGAGCGGAGACAGUUGAAGGGCAUUGGACUGGAUGCGAGCGCAAGAUGGGCUGAGAAUUGGAAGAGAGUCGGCGAGAUUGCAAGACGUGCGGGCGCAGAUGAUCCAGAAUCUGCGUCGGAGACGGAGGAUGAGACUGUAGAGGGCCGCAUGGAGCAUAGGAAGAAGAGAUUUGAGCAGAGAGCCGAACGCGAGAAAACGGCCAAGAUGAUGGAUCUGCAAUAUUUCCUGGAAAUGGUCGACCAGAAACAUCGCUAUGGCAGUAACCUCCGCGCAUACCAUGAGCAGUGGAAGAAGGCGGACACCAACGAAAACUUCUACUACUGGCUCGAUCACGGCGAGGGCAAGAAGUUUGAGCACCCCACGGUGUCCAGAGAAAGGCUAGAGAAAGAGCAGGUGCGGUACUUGUCUCGAGAAGAGCGCAUGAAUUACCUAGUCCAAAUCGAUGAAGAGGGACGGCUGUGUUGGGCGAAGAACGGCAACCGGAUCAAUACCACGCCAGAAUACAAAGAUAGCAUCAACGGCAUCGUCCCCGUAGACGACAACACUCCAGCGUACGGCCCGAAUGGCCAACUCAUCAGCGACGGCCAGAGCAAGACCAUACGGAGGAGCUCGAUGUCCUCAAGCUCAGAUACUGGCUCAGAGCACAGUGACGUUGAAGGCGAACACUACGUCAACGAGGACCUGAACAAGGCGAAAGGGGUGUCCAAGUUGAAGCAUGUCAGCGCAGCGACGAUACUCAACCACCUUUUGCGGAGCUCGGUCAAGCCAAAUUCGUGGAUCUUCGUCGCUGACACCUCUUUCCGCUUGUACAUCGGCAUCAAGCAGUCUGGCGCAUUCCAGCACAGUUCCUUUCUACACGGAGCUCGAAUAUCGGCGGCAGGUCUUGUCAAAAUCAAAGAUGGUCAGUUGCGCCGCCUCUCGCCGCUCUCGGGCCACUAUCGCCCGCCUACGAAAAACUUCCGCGCAUUCGUACACUCGAUGCAGGAUAACGGCGUCGACAUGUCGCACGUAUCGAUAUCACGGUCAUAUGCUGUCCUGGUUGGUCUCGAAGCAUACGUCAAGACGCGGCGGAAGUUCAAGCACGGCGUGGAGCAUGUCAAGGAGGCCGAGACCAAGAUCGUGCAUCCAGAGGAGCACAAACGGAAACUGGAAGAGCAAAAGGACAAGAGCAAAAGCGCUGAGAGGGAGCGACAGAUCCUGGCACGCAAAGCCGAAAUGGAAGAAGCGGAAAAGAGAGAGCAGAGCUGGCGGCGCCGAAUGUGGAAGCGACUCAGCAGGGGAGGCAACGAGAAGGACGAAUUGGCGCCAAAGGAGCGGGACGACGCCAAGGAGCAGAAGAGGAGUAAGUGGUUGAGCAAGUCUGGCCAGGACGUGGAGAGCGCGAUACCCCCUGAUGGAAGACGGGACAAACUCGAGAAGCGAGAUGGUGCUGCACCGUGAGCGUUCCUGCAUAUGUGGAUACCCUAAUUGAUGUUGUGUUUUUGUGUUUGAAUGCAU